Messenger RNA from Ilyonectria robusta, 1111 nucleotides. RefSeq lists its product as uncharacterized. Gene Ontology annotation, molecular function: heme binding; peroxidase activity. The transcript has a single exon. Lineage: Eukaryota; Fungi; Ascomycota; Sordariomycetes; Hypocreales; Nectriaceae. The record is from RefSeq and is a predicted model, not a curated record. The coding region runs from base 24 to 1109 and encodes 361 amino acids. Gene Ontology annotation, cellular component: cytosol.
AUCACGCGUAGUUGGGCACCAUUAUGAAGUUCUUGCAGGUCACGAAGCCAUUUCAAACUCCCUUCACGCCCUUUGUAUCAGUACAGUCGCCGAUAUACGGUUUGGUACAUAGCGGCAGCCUCACGUCUCAUCACGGUCAUAUUCGUCUACUAUCAGUCCGUCCCAAGCCAUAUCUCCCAAUGACCCCUCAACCAGUCGAGGCUCCUUUGAGCCAGUCAGCGACCUUUCUCGUCCUGUCGGCAACAGACGCUCCAGACGCUACCCGAACGAUCCGGUCCACUCUCGCCAGUAUCUCCGACAUAACCAAGAACAUCUCCAUCCGCCAUCGUACCGCCAACCUCUCCUGCACAGUCGGCAUCGGCAGCAACAUCUGGGACCAAGUCACCAAGCUUCCACGUCCCGGUGAACUGCAUCCUUUCAAAGAGACCAAAGGAGCAAAGCACACUGCUGUAUCAACACCGGGCGACCUGCUGUUCCAUAUUCGAUCGGAGCGAAGGGACAUGUCGUUUGAAUUUGAAAGACAGCUUAUGGAUUUGCUAGGUGCCGCCGUCAAACUCGAGGACGAGACGGUCGGAUUCAGAUAUUUUGACGCCCGCGAUGUGCUCGGGUUUGUCGAUGGCACCGCGAACCCAGUUGGCCCCGAUAUUACAGAUACAGUCCUCCUCACCGCACAAGACGAUUCUGCUGGGGUGGGAGGAAGCUACGUCGUCGUGCAAAAGUAUCUUCAUGAUCUUAAAGCAUGGCGUAAUCUCAAGACUGAGCAACAAGAGGCUAUUAUUGGACGAACGAAAUUCGACAACAUCGAACUUGACGACGCCGAGUCUGGUCAACAAUCUCACAAAACGCUAGCGACGAUCGAGGACGAAGACGGAAAUGAGCACGAUAUUCUACGAGACAAUAUGCCAUUUGGUUCUCCUGCUCAAGGAGAGUUUGGCACCUACUUUAUAGGAUACUCGAAGCAGCUCUGGGUCACUGAAAAGAUGUUGGAAAGAAUGUUCAUUGGGAAUCCUCCGGGUCUAUAUGAUCGGAUCCUCGACUACUCGAAGCCGGUAACAGGUUCAACGUUCUUCGUUCCGUCAGCUGGUGUGUUAGAUAGCCUUGGUGAUUAAUG